Molecule: messenger RNA, 1170 nt
Organism: Venturia canescens
Lineage: Eukaryota; Metazoa; Arthropoda; Insecta; Hymenoptera; Ichneumonidae
Product: gustatory receptor 68a-like
Exons: 5
Coding region: 22-936 (304 amino acids)
Biological process (GO): sensory perception of taste; male courtship behavior; chemosensory behavior
Cellular component (GO): axon; neuronal cell body; membrane
Source: RefSeq, a predicted model, not a curated record
UUACGUAUCGUCGAUAGAUUGAUGAAGGUUGAUGACACUCUUUACAAACUCGGAGCCUCGUUCGAUUUCCGACAAUGUUUUCUCGUUGGAAUAACGAAUUUCAGCUUUAUCUUUUUGCUGUUACUCGGUCACAUCGUAUUCAGAGUUUUACUCCUUCUUUAUGUGAUGCCACUAGAGCAAGCGGUAUUCGGAACGAUGCUCCUCAGAUACCCGGACACCGUCAGCACUUUUGUGGGAACAACUUUUUGGGCUCUAGUUUGGUAUGCAGGCCACAAAUUUUACGCAGUAAACAAAUUACUCGAAGAGCCAUACAAGCACAUCUACCGACGAUUCGAAAGCGACGAUUUUGGUACUUUUUUGCAAAAAAAAUUUCACGUCACGUCGUUCAACAUGGCAUUGUGUCGACACUUCUUGAACGGGAGUGAUCGAAAGAGUUUUAUCCAGAUAAUAAAGCACGUGCAUCUCGAAAUAACCCUCGUGACAAAAGAUCUCAAUGACAUUUAUGGUCAAUCGAUGUUAAUGCACCUCGGAAUAGAUUUCGUUCUGUUCACCUCAUGUUUUUAUAUGCUCUACGGUCUUUCAACGCAAGCGCAUACUGAGACAAGACUGUUUAUUAUCGCCAUGAUGGCAUUAUCCUGGAUAGUACCAUUUUUAUUGCGAGUAUUGCUUAUCAUCGAUGUUUGCGAAAGCGUUACGAACGAGGCAAAACGCACGGGUCAACGAAUCUACCAUUUUACACACUCGGAAGAAGACUCCGAAUUCUCCGAUGAGAUCAAAGAAUUUGGUCUCCAACUGUACAAUUGUCCGGUUCACUUUUCUCCAGUUGGCUUUUUCACACUCGGCUAUGAAUUUAUGGGAUCGUUUCUUGGAACUGUCUUGACCUAUCUGAUAAUCCUAAUACAAAUGGACAAGGGUAGCAGGCUUCAAUUGCGCUAAACUCUCAACCGUCAGCACUUGUUUGCAGCGAAUAUUAUUACGAAAAAGGAUUUCAAUCAAUCGAGUUGAAUUAUAAGCAAAACAAAAAAAUUGUAAAAUAAACGAACCCAAAGUAUUUUUUUGUUUUUUUUUUUAAUGUUAAAAUAUUUUUAAAUAACACAUUUUCUGCAGUGUCUUCGAAGAGUAAUUGCAAUAAAAAUCGACGAGGUAAUGAGACUUCAACCACCCUGAAAC